GAAGAGUCCAAGCAAGGAUGCACCGACAGGGUUUGAAACCCGCGGAGCGGAGCGCGGCGGGCUGCAGCCUUUAACCCUCCGGCAACAUUCACCAGGGGGCAAAAUGCUGAUAACGGUAACACCACCUCAUGAACCUGUCGCUUUCCAGUCACAGGCUCCACCACCACCUAUUCUACCAAAGCCUGGAACAGACAACCUUAAGCUACAGAAGCUCCUGAAAAAAGCAGCAAAGAAGAAAGCCACUUUAUCAGCACAGCAAGCCACAUCAUUCCGGUCCAGUCUGUCUCCUGUAAGUGAAGCCAGCCCAGACUUGGAGCACAAUGAGCGCUCUUCCCCACUCAAGCCAACAGAAACUGAAGCACGCCUCACGAUCAGUCUUCCGCCCCGCUUUUCAAUCAAGCCCAUCAUCCAUCAUGUCCCUUCUCCUUUUCCUAAAGGAAGGCCCUUCACAUUCACAAUUACAGAACAGAGGAGUCUUUCACAGCAUCUCAAGCUCACAGUCUCACCCGCCACAUCUCCACAUCACAGACCGAAAACUCCUGAGUCACUGAGGCAAUCCACAGAGCUUCCAUCAGGCCCAUCUACUCGCUUGUCCCCUGCUUUUGUUUUUCAUGAACAUCCCAUUUCCUCCACUCCUCAAGUGGAGACUCCAGUCGCGGUCACUCAGGUUGCUGAAACCCAUUCCUCUUUUCGUAGCGUGCAAGCACCAAGGGUUAGGUCUCCACUAAUAGGACAGCCGGAGGAAUAUCCAACUAGUGUCCAUUUGCAAACAAACCAUUCAGCCUCACUAUCAAGCCAGAUGUAUGACACAUCUUUUGUACAGCAGCCCAGGCCAGUUACCCCCAAGUUAUAUGUUACUGCGGCCCCUGAGCCUCCCACCAGGAAAAUGAAAACUGAAAUACACCAUGUCCCUAGGCAGUAUACAGUGGUUACAUCCCCAACUCUUCAGCUGGACAGGACUGUGACUCCAGGAAGCAGCAGAAGUCCUGAAUCACACACUGAGGUCCAGAGACAGAUAGGUUCCAACACAUCACAGUACGUGGGGCCAGAAACACUUCUUCCUGCUUCAUCCACUGUCAGUAUGCAUGCGUUCUUGCCAGAAAGGAUAGACCAUCUGGCUGUAUCAUCACCACCACCACCACCACCACCUGUCGCCCAGAGUCCUGCAAGCUCCUCACCCAAGUCAAAGCCGGCAUUACCCCUCAAAAACAAAUUUAGUGGUUGGACUCGCCUCAAAAAACACUUGGUAGUGGAAUCCGAAGUACCUCAGUUCCCAGUUUCAGAAUCUGAACCAGAGCAAGGAAGAGAAAAGACAAUAACUGAAGCCUCAGAAGAUGACCCAGGUCAGGAGAAGAAAGGAACCAAGUCAAAAGCCAUCAAGAUGUGGGAUGCCGUCUUGUACCACAUGACAGUCAACAAGGAAAAAAGGCAACCAGCUGAGGAAAAGGAAAUAAGGAGAGAAGGAAUGUUUUCAUUCCGGCGACGUUUACCACUGCUUCUCCACAGGCCACGCUUUGAUGCCCGGAAGCUUAAAGAGCUGGCUUCCAAACCCAUGACAAAGAUCACUACUCUGUUUGAAGUGCGUCGUAUCCAACGCCAAUCACCUGAAGAAACACAGAUGGGUUUUCAUAGGGCUGCAUCUGGGUGGCAGGUGAAGGAAAGAGAAGAAUAGAAGUUUCCUUGAAAAGAAGAUCAAUAGGCUGAGAGAAUCUGAAAUAAAUCCAGAUUUUACUAAAGCUGCACUUGGGAGGGAAAAAAAUAAAAUC
Messenger RNA from Python bivittatus (Burmese python), 1766 nucleotides. It is a transcript of the gene PRR33, whose product is annotated as proline rich 33. Lineage: Eukaryota; Metazoa; Chordata; Lepidosauria; Squamata; Pythonidae. The record is from RefSeq and is a predicted model, not a curated record.